Lactuca virosa is the source of this 1362-nucleotide messenger RNA. The record is from the annotation of a GenBank genome assembly. NCBI's taxonomy places the organism in Eukaryota, Viridiplantae, Streptophyta, Magnoliopsida, Asterales, Asteraceae.
UCCAAAUAAAAUUGGAUCAUUCAAAUUUACAACCUAAUUCCUCUCUUUUUCCACUUUCGCUUGUAUUUUUUGUUGGCGUUUUGUAGUUAAUGGAAAUGGAAACGGACGAGGAUACUUCAUUUGUAGUUAACCGUUUUACUUCCUGAUCCUUCCAUCCCCUAAUCGAUGCCUCCACCGCUUCCUUCCUCUUCCACCUUCUCUCUCCAAUCGCUGUGAAUGUCGGCAACCACCAGAUGAAUGUCACCUUCCCCUUCCAAAUACGCCGAUGUUCGCUGGCCGGUGGUGCCCAACAAAAACCCUAAUUGUUCAUCGGCUUGAUGUUCGGAUUUGAACCAAUAGGAAACCCUAAAUUUACUGCUAGCUGAUAUGGCUAAAGGAAUCACUAUCUUUUUUCUCCGGGGACUCGAAUACGAAACUGGCAAAAGGUCCAUGGCAACGAUGCUGUCAUUGGUUGAUUUUUAUGCGACCUGAUCGGUUCUUUCCUUUUAAACAAAGAAAACUCCAUGUUUCUUGCUAUUUUGUUCAAUCGCAGCUUACACUACCUCUUCCUAUUGAAUCAAGUUUCAUAAAUUCGUGAAGCCAGCUAUUCUUCGGUUUCAAUAUUUGAAUCUACUUGGAGUACCACGCCCUAAUUGACCAACACAAGGGAUAUCGACAGAUGAUGGACGUUGGUGCUACAGAAAAAAGACAAGAAGUUUUUAUAAUUUGGAAGCCAAAGAUGAUAAUCUUCCCGUUUUCAGGUCUUGGUGCUACUCUUAACGUUGCAAAACCUAAAAAAGGCUCAUUUGUUGCCAUUUUUGGAUUUGGAGCUGCUGCUGAAGGUGCUAGAAUUGAAGGUGCUUCAAGGAUGGUUGGUGUUGAUCUCAAUGCCUACAGAUUUAAGCUUGCAAAGAAAUUUGAGGAUACAGAGUUUGUGACAGGAGUUGACAGGACUAUACAAGUUACAGAGCUUUUGGUUGAAGAAGGUGGUCAGAUUAAUGUUGUUGAUAUGUAUGGAUAUCAGGUGGCUUUAUUCAAGUUAUGAAGAAUGGGAUUUCGACUCGAAAUGUUUUUAAUAUCAGGCAAAAGCGUUAAAUGCAAAAAAUAACAACGUACACUAAUUUAUUUGUUUACUUUCAUUUCUUACGUUAGGACAUUAUACGCUAUUCAAUCUAUCCAGUUGCUUAGUAUUUGAAUGACAUUAUAGCAUCCUACUUUUGUGACCUGCCAAACAUCAACAAAAAAACCGACCCGUGCAACGCACGGGCCUCAUUUCUAGUUAUUAUUAUUUUGUUUUGUCUGAAGGUUAGAGGAACAGGACAGUAGUGGUGAAAUUUUGGUACAUCAACCAAUUUGAACAUAUUUUUGACAACUAAAAAUAUA